Messenger RNA from Pocillopora meandrina, 3229 nucleotides. The record is from the annotation of a GenBank genome assembly. NCBI's taxonomy places the organism in Eukaryota, Metazoa, Cnidaria, Anthozoa, Scleractinia, Pocilloporidae.
AUGAGUUGUGUAGAGCAAGGUUUUACGUUUAAGUCUUCUUCGAGCAUUUUGGUUGUGGGACCCUCCAACUGUGGAAAGACCACCUUCCUAAAACGUCUCUUAUUGGAAAAUGAGGACCUUCUCACCACGCCCUCCAGAAGAAUCGUCUACUGUUACGGGUCGUGGCAACUGACCUUUGACAUCCUAAAAAAGGAAGGCGUGACAUUCCAUGAAGGUGUACCUACCCACGAACAAUUGAAAGAAUGGUUUGGGGACAAAAAAGGGGGUCUCUUGAUCUUGGACGAUCUCAUGGCCGAAGGAGGAGACAACAAAGAUAUCCUAAAUCUCUUCACUCAGUAUUUGCAUCACAUGAACGUCACUGUGUUUUAUCUAUGUCAAGACAUGUUCCCUCGCUGAAAAUAUGCCAAGACCAUCUCUAGGAAUGCUCAAUACAUAGUGGCCUUCAAACAUCCUAGGGACCAGGUGGCCCUGCACACACUCUUCAAAUGUAUCCCAUGACUUGGAAAGACCCGUUGGAGCAAUAUAACGCAUGUACGGAACGUCCCUUCGGUUAUUUAUUGUUGGAUAUACAUCCUGCUACUCCAGACAAUAGAAGAUUACUGAGUCACUUAUUGAAACACGAAGGUUGUAUCCGUUGCUACAGAAAGAUAGAUAGAAAGAGCGAGAUAGAUAGAUAGAUAGAUAAAAAGAGCGAGAGAUAAAUGGAUUCCAGUCCCAUUUGAAUAUACAAUGCAAAUUUGUCCGAUUUGGAUCCUAACGACCUCUUGGAAGAAAUGGGUCUUUUGGGUGUGGGGGUAGGUAACUCACCUAAUCCCGCACCUUUGUUGAAUACAUCCAUUGUUCAAUCAGGCGGUCUGGGAGGUAUGAUUGCUUCGGUGUCGCCCCUGCCUUCUCCUGCCAGAAGCGAACGAGGAAGAUUGGGUUCACAGAGUUCCUUGAAUCUAAGUCUUGGACCCUCGCCACCACCAAGUUCACCCCCACCACCUAUUUGAUCAUCCACUCCCAGACGACUUGGUCGUGGAUGUGUGAAGAGCGUGGGUAAAGCCCCGAGAAAGCAAAUACCUAGCAUAUUACCUACUAGCGAUGAUGAUGAUGUCGAUGCAGAUUCUAACAACAUGGGCCAAAAUGAUUUGCAACGAAGGUUACAAAUAUUAUUGAACGAUCAAAGAAAUGCAGCAGCCGAAAGAAGAAUCUCAGGCAUUACUACCACCAAUACCAUCACGACAACUUAUAAAGAUAAUGGACGUCCCACCGUAACGCGCAAUUCUACCAGUGUGCGGAACUAAACAGAUGGCACACCCUAAAGGUCGAGCACGCAGAAAACGAAAAAGAAGAGUAGAAAAAGGAGGUCUCAUACCAUUGGCAGCUGUUCUUCCGGCCCUCAUAUCAGGCGGCAAAUCUUUAGCCCUCAGCAGAGCUGCGUAUGGUGCCCAAAAAGCCUUGGGAAAAAUAAUAAAGAAAGUCAAGAAGAAGAAGAGACGAUGAAACGUAUUGCAAGAAAUCUGGAUUUUUUAAAAUCGAUUCUACGCGAAAAGAAUCACCACAGACGAAUGGAAAAACUCUUGCAUGCCAAUAAAGAUCAGAUCAAUGCCGUGAGUGAAUUCACCAUUAACAUGUUGAAGAAUAACUUCCCCUUACCACCACACAUCAUGGCAAAAUUACAAAAGCACAAACAUAAUCUGAGGGAAGUUUCGAAAUGCAAGAAUUCCUUGAAGAUACGUUGUCAAGUGCUCAUGAAUCAAAAGGGUGGUAGCUUUUGGAGUGGUCUGAAUGAAACGCUUUGUUGUUGCAUGAGAUGAAAAGAGGUAGAGGUUCAUUCCAUCUUCGAGUAGGGAACUACGAUAUAGACAUAAAUGGGGUGACAUGUAACCCACGUUUCAAACAGUAGUUUCAUGGUCUGUGGAAGAAACAUAUCGCCGUUCCUCUUCAAAACUUAUGGAAACGUACAUGAUGAUAAAACGCGACGAAUUUAGUACCUUGGUAGACUAUUACAAAGGAAAGAUUUCAGAAAGUACCUUACUGGACAAGGCAGCACGAGUGGCAGCCGAAGCUCAGAUUUUGAUAGAUGAUCCCAAUACCCCUGCCGCCUUGAAAGAACCUGUGGUGAAAGAGAUGUUGAAGGAAAACAAGAACAAUUUAUGGACGAACGUGUUACUAGUACCUUUAGACAUGGAUGGUGACGAAUAUUGCAUUACCUACAGAAUCUCUAUUGAGUGAAUAUCUCUCCAUCCUUGAGGAUAACCACGGUCUUUUAAGAACAUUGCGAUGUAUUUUCAAUACUACCAGUGGGAAUGUCACAGUCGUAACCACAGUGUAUUUCAAAGACAUCAAAGAAGAAAGGAUGGAAACUGUACACGAUUUACUGCAAGCACUAUUUGAAACCGAACGUCGCUUACUCAUCGAUAGUUUAGACAGCGGUUUUCAGCCAAACCCUACAAAUUACCAUAAGCAAUUUGAUGUAUCCUUCAACAAGGAACAGGAAGAGUGUCUCGUCACCACCACAAACAUUGGAGACGAUAGCAUAACUCCCAAAAACAUGAUACAAAUGUUUACGUCAUGUUACGUGAGGACAUGUGUUAUAAGUUCGGAUGGGUCAGAGACGUCGUGACAAACAAUGCUCAGGCAUUGACCACUGGACCUAAUCUAACAAAGCAGUUUCAUCAUGACAGUAAGGGAUGAAUAGAGUCUAAGACAGUCAGAUCAAAUCAGAAUAGACCUCACGGUCUUAAACACACCACCAUAAAUGGAUUCAAAGGAAUUGUAUUCUAUCUCGAUUCCAUUGUGUGGACGUUCACACGUACCGUAACCUGCACGUACAAGAGAGGUCCGUCACACCGUGCACUCUACCUCUACUCGUGGCUAUGUGCUUCAACCAUCAUGGGAAAUGAAACGACCGAUUUAUUGAGGCAAGUGGAGUACUGUCCUACGUUGAAAGGUCAUUCGUGUUAUGAACUGCAUUCCAUUCAAUACAAGCGUCUCCGGAACAACCACAUCUCCUUCAUCGAAACAGCUAUAACAGAAAUGGACGAGAAUAAAUUAGCUCAGUUCACCGAAGGUCCGUUCAUACUCACCAUUCAUUUCAGACGUGUGUGCUAAGUGUCCUAAGAUGAUAAAUCACUUCUACGUUACAUUACCUAGCAACGACGGUAGCAUCAAAUACUAUCCACAGAAUACGAAUCAUUCCUGGAAAAAUCGCCUCUCGCACCGUAUCAAUCUAGAGGGCAAUUAG